Molecule: messenger RNA, 2055 nt
Organism: Lachancea thermotolerans CBS 6340
Lineage: Eukaryota; Fungi; Ascomycota; Saccharomycetes; Saccharomycetales; Saccharomycetaceae
Gene: GID11
Product: Gid11p
Exons: 1
Coding region: 1-2055 (684 amino acids)
Molecular function (GO): protein binding
Source: RefSeq, a predicted model, not a curated record
AUGACCAUAUCCGAGGACUCCGGAAGUCUAGAUUUCGAAGAUGAUGGUAGUCGGGGAUCUGAUAAAGUGUUCCAAAACUACUUGAUGCCCACUCUUAAACUGUAUGAUACGAGGGUCUCAAUCAACCACUGGCAACUGCGCGAUUGUGUGAAACACUCAUCCACAGAGCCGGGGAAAAUAUAUUAUAUUUACGAGCAUUCUAUUCGCGUCUUGGACACGCGUCCCCAUCGGCAGGAACCAGGUUCUCGGGUUAGAACCAAACCCUUUGGGGAGCGCAAGAGGAGAAACAGUUCACCGAAGUGGCCUGUGAACAGUCAACUGCACUCACCAUCGCAGGAGGUUGUCCAUCUUGACUUCAAAUCGCGCUGUUUUCAGGAAAACAGCGGGAUACUAGUAUCUGGGGGACUCAUUGGGCCGGACGAUGCCGGAAAUUGGGGUCACUAUGCGAGGCAUCCACCGUCAAGGUCGGGUAGCGAAAGUAACACCCUCAAUACAUCUAAUCGUGUCUCGCCAAUGAGAAUGACUAGCAGCACAGUUCUGUCUGACCACAGCAGUUACAGUAACCCAGAUUCCUGGAAGGGUGUGGUGUCGAUUUACAAUGAGGAGAAUGAUGCAUGUGUAACUUAUCGACUCGGUCAGUACAUUAACAACUGCGUUUCGAUUAACCGACGGAACUCACAGCAAUAUGAUCUUUUUGCAUGCAACAACGACGCCCAUUUAUAUCAAUGCGACAUCAGCAAUCGCGGCGUCGAACUCACAAGAAGGUAUUCUGACCUCAAGUUUCCGCUGAACAAUGCAACACUUUCUCAUGACGGAAAGUCAUUGAUAACAUCAGGGGAUUCAUGCAAGUUUGCCAUCUAUCGUCAAAGUCAGGUAACAGGCUUCUAUUCUCUAAAAUAUGACUUUCAGCCCGAAUGGGGAAGCUCCUUCAUAAGAAGUGAGCGUAUCCCCAGAUAUGCGAUGCCUGACAGAUCGGGCUUCGUGGACCAUAUAUAUGAAGUCCCAGGUGGCGACCAUGGAUUUUACACCAGCUUCAGCGAAAAUGAUAUGAUGUUUGCCACUGUAUUUCAAAAUGGCACAUGCUGUGUUUAUGACACCAGGAAGCUGGAAACUCCGUUAGCUGAGUUAAGCUCAACAAGAAAACACACCCAAAAUGGAGCUUUCCGAGUUUGCAAGUUUAGUAAGGGCCUCGAUGACUUGUUAUUCAUCUCUGAACAUCAUGGAAGGGUCCAUGUUAUUGAUACCCGAAACUUUAUGAAUCAUCAAGUCAUAAUGAUUCCUGACAGAAACGAUUCUUCGACGGAGCAAAAAAUCACGGCACCUGCUGGCAGAAGAAGCUCUUUGCCAGUUGAACUGAACGACCCUCAUGUUACAUUUGCAACAAGCAUUCCCGUCAACGAGCUUCAGCCAAAAUUGUUGCCAUAUCCUAAACUUGUGAAUUGCAUGGACAAUAGCAUAGAAAAUGAUCAAACCGAGAAUAAGCCUACAGAGGAAACACCAGCACUCAGAAGAGAAAGGAGAAGGUCAGAGUUCAGGGUGAGAAGGUAUUCAACUUCCAACAACCACCCUACUUCGUCAUUAGAGUCCAUCGAUCCAUCUAUUUUGGACACAAGGUAUAGCGAGCAAAACUACAGGGCUGUUGACAAUUAUAAUUAUGUUGGAGCAAGCAGUAGGGGAGGAGAAUAUAGCUAUGAGCGCUUACUUCAGUCAAGAGAAGACACUGAGAGUGGCAUCUUAUUCGAUAACGAAAUAGAUUUCGCGGAGGCUUAUAGUGAUGGCAGCGACUCGACCACCCAGGCGGUAGUUCAACGCUCUCAACAACGCAUUCCCAACCAAUUUGGUCCAAGGGUAACUCAAUACACGGGGGGAACAGACCGUACAAGGAUUGGGAGUAAUCCCGCUGUCAGUUCUGUUGAAGAAAAUAGUAUUUCAGGAAUAGAUUGGAUGGAUGACGAAGAAGGAAGCUCCUUGAUAAUCGGAACAGAUUACGGAAUAAUGAAGUGGAACAUCAAUUCCUGGGCUCGUAGAUCGUUUCCUAGCUAUGACUUUUGUUAA